This is a messenger RNA of Eruca vesicaria subsp. sativa (arugula), 2067 nucleotides long. Lineage: Eukaryota; Viridiplantae; Streptophyta; Magnoliopsida; Brassicales; Brassicaceae. The record is from the annotation of a GenBank genome assembly.
AUGAAUCCGCAUAAGGCUGUUGCGUCAAGGAUCACCGGGGAGAAGGUUUCUCCACCGUUGAGAAACCUUUCACCAAAAGAACAAGACUUCAUUAUGGCUGACUCGCCAGAGACUUCACCUCCUGCCCCGGAUACACCUAAUGCAGAAUCAAAUGGGACAACAUCACCGCCUAUACCACCUGCUUCAUCUCCACCUUCCCCUGAUUCUGCUCCUCCUCCAACACCACCAGAUUCUUCACCUCCGCCUGCACCACCCACGCAGGAAACCUCACCUCCUCCCUCAUUGCCAUCAUCUCCUCCUGCUGUACCUAAUCCACCACCGCAAACUCCACAGAAUCCUUCUCCACCUUCUCCUGAAGGCUCAUCUCCUGUAACGCCACCUGCACCGCCUCAAACACCGUCUAUCCAAUCACCUCCUUUACCAAGACCAUCUCCUCCUUCACCUGCUGCCAAUGAUGACCGUAACAGAACCAAGGGUAACAACAGAGACGGUUCCACACCGUCUCCACCGUCUGGAAACAGAGGUUCCAGUGACGGUGGCUCACCUUCACCGCCUCGCCCAAUAAGCCCUCCACGGAAUAGUGGAGAUUCAGACACGGCAUUACCACCAGGGGAACAUCAGCACCAACCCAACAUUGGAUUGAUUAUUGGAGUCAUUGUAGGAGCAGGGCUAUUGCUUCUACUUCUAAUGUUUAUUUGCCUCUGUUGCUACAAGAGGAGUAAGAAGAAACGUGCUCCUCAAGUCAACCACAUGCACUAUUACAACAAUAACACUCCCUUUGGAGCUCCCAAUGGUAAUGGUGGUUAUUACAACAAUGGAACACCUCAAGAACAUGUAGUGAACAUGGAUAACCAAGGAGGAGGAAACUGGGGGGGCCAACAACAACCUGUGUCCGGUCCUCUUAGCGACAGCUCUUACUUAACCGUACCGUCGCCUCCAGCUGCCACUCUUGGUCACAACCAAAGCACUUUCACCUACGAUGAACUCUCCCUUGCAACAGAAGGUUUCUCUGAGUCAAAUCUGCUAGGACAAGGAGGAUUUGGGUAUGUUCAUAAAGGGGUUUUACCCAGUGGCAAAGAAGUUGCAGUGAAGAGUCUUAAAGUUGGAAGUGGACAAGGAGAACGUGAGUUUCAAGCAGAGGUUGAGAUCAUCAGCCGUGUCCAUCAUCGUCAUCUUGUCUCUCUUGUUGGAUAUUGCAUCUCUGGUGGUCAAAGGCUAUUGGUUUAUGAGUUUUUACCUAAUAACACUCUUGAAUUCCAUCUUCAUGGAAAGGGUCGUCCAGUAUUGGAUUGGCAUAUAAGAGUGAAGAUUGCAUUAGGAUCAGCUAGAGGUCUCGCAUAUUUGCACGAAGACUGUCAUCCUCGCAUUAUCCAUAGAGAUAUCAAAGCUGCAAAUAUACUUCUGGAUUUCAGUUUUGAAACUCAGGUUGCAGAUUUCGGAUUAGCUAAGCUAUCUCAAGACAACUAUACUCAUGUCUCCACUCGUGUCAUGGGGACUUUUGGAUACUUAGCUCCAGAGUAUGCGUCAAGUGGAAAGUUAUCAGACAAAUCUGAUGUUUUCUCCUUUGGGGUAAUGCUUCUUGAGCUCAUAACCGGACGACCUCCAGUGGAUCUAACCGGAGAAAUGGAAGACAGCUUAGUAGAUUGGGCAAGGCCUUUGUGUUCGAAAGCAGCUCAAGAUGGAGAUUACAGCCAGUUAGCAGAUCCACGUCUAGAGACAAAUUAUGAUCAACAAGAGAUGGUUAGAAUGGCUUCUUGUGCAGCUGCAGCUAUCAGACACUCAGCAAGAAGACGUCCUAAGAUGAGCCAGAUUGUAAGAGCACUAGAAGGAGAUAUGUCAAUAGAGGAUCUAAGCGAAGGAGGAAGAGCAGCACAGAACACGUAUUUGAGCCCUGGAAGUGGGAGCUCGGAGUAUGACACGAGAUCGUACAGUGCAGACAUGAAAAAGUUUAGGAAGUUGGCAUUAGAGAGUAAAGAGUAUCAAACAAAUGAGUAUGGUUUGAAUCCUUCUACUUCAACUAGUGAAGAGAUGGAUAGAGGUUCAGUGAAGCCCAGUCCUCAAAUUUAA